CCUACACCCUUUCAUGGAAAUGUAAUGGCUUCUGUCUAGGUGCUGUAAAUAAAAAAUCCUUGGCUUGAUAAUCAUCUGCGUUAAAUAUCGCUACCACAGAUUUUACAAGUUAAUUUUAUCCACAAAUUCUUAGUUACUCAUCUUCAGCUAGGGUUGAAAUGGAUGUUUCUGAUUCCAUUAAACAUGAUCAUUCAUGCUUGGGUCUUUGCUAGUUUUGGAGACUCCAACUAUGAGAAGAAAAUUUUGUGAAAUCACUACAAAUUGAUGUAGUUGGUCAAAUCCCUCCCUGCCCUGUCCUUAAACCCAGCACUGGUGACACUCAGUUAAUGUUGAACCGAAGAAAGUGGAGAAUGAAGUACAGCUAUAGGGCAAUGAGGAAGCAUAGCUCCCUCUUGUGUGUGAAGUCAGAAGGAACCAUUGAAAGGAAAAGAACUCACUCAUUCAGAUAGUCCUUUGUUUGGUACAUGUCCAGAACCUGAUUACUAUCUGCUGUGUACAACUUGGAAGGAGAGGGGAUGCAACAAUGGGAAGACAAAACCUCUUCCCUCCAGGAGCUUAGAGUCUAAUGGGAAGACAGAUGUUCAGACAGUUACGGUACCAUGUAGUGGUUGUGAUCAUGGAGGUAUGUCCAAAAUGCAAUUAGAAUGUUAGAGGUGGGAACAUCCAGAUUGGCCCGAUGGCGUCAGAGGAACCUUCACAGAAGAGGUAACACAAGCUGAGACCUGAAGAGUGGAAAGCAGUUUGCCAAAAGGAUGAGAACAUUCUAGGCAUAUAAAAGGAAAUAGUAUUACAAGGGCAUUGAAGCUUGAAAGAGCACGUCAUGUUGAGGGAGAGGCAAAUAGUUCAAUAUUGUUAGAGAUUUUGCUGAGCAAAAAAUGAAGAUGAACAGCUAAGUGGGACCAGAUCAUGACAGACUUUAUGUGUGAUGAUGAGGUUAGAUUUUCCCAGAAAUCAUUACGAGCAGGGAAGUAAAAUGAUUAUGUUUGCUUGUUUAAAAAAAAAUUAUUCAGCCAGCAGGCAAGGGAUGAUGAAACUGAAUUAAGGCAGAGGCAGUAAGGAUGGAAAUGUGCAAAUGGUUUCAAGAAUAUUUAGGAGGUAAAAUGGCCCAGGUCUCUGUUUUAUUUAAUUGAUGGGGUGGUGAGGCCACCAAAGAGAGAAAGGAUAAAAAGCAGGAUAGGAACAAUGCAUUUAGUUUUAAAAAAAACCUGUUAAAUUUGAAGCAUCAGUGGAACACCCAAGUGAAAAUGUUCACUGGGCAGUUGGCCUUUUGAGUUUGGAGUCCAGGUAGGAAACCUACCUGGAGAGGUAGACUUGAGAGACAUCAGCCAUGGCAAUGGAUGACAUUGCCCAGGGAAUCUUGCAGAGUGAUAAGAGAAGAGAGCCAAAACAUUAUCCUGGAGAGCGUCGACAUUUAAGAGCGAGGAAGGAGACAGGAGACCCAAGAGACUAUGGUGGCAUGGAGGCCCAUGGAGAAGUUUGAGGAAAGAGGGAGUGGUCCACAGUGUCAGAUACCACAGAGAGGUCAAGAAGGAUGAAACGUGAAAACUGCCCUUUGUCUAUAACGCUUAGUGGCUUAACGGGAAGGUGGAGAUGGGGAGAAGCCAGGUUGCAAUGGCCUGAGGAGAUAAGAGUGUGAAAAUAGCUGUAGAGACUCUUCUUUCAAAAAAGCCUGGCCGUGAAAGGGAGAGAGUCAGAUAGGGUAGUAGCUGGAGCGGACCCAGAGGUGUCAAGAGAGAGGGUUCUUUUUGUUUUCUUAAAAUGGGAGAAAUUUAUGCAUAUGCUUGUGGGAAGGAACCGGCAGAGAAAUGGAAGCUGAAAGACCGUGGAGGGUAAAAGAAAACUGGUGAGAAGGUGGUGGAGAAGGUGGGCAGGACUGGGAUGCAGAACCCAAGAGGAUGGAUUUGCAGCACUGGAGAAAGAAGGAACACCUGUUCCCCUGAGAUGGAGGCGGCAAUUGAACAGUUAAGGGAGGAAAAAAAAAAAAAAAAAAGCAAAAACUUCAUGUAAAAAUGAGACUCAGAGGUUAUGUGACUUGCCCAAAAGACAGGACUAAUAACUAAAUGUGUCUUCUGUCUCUUUGUCUGAUACCAUGCUAUCCCCAGCAGUAGCACAGGGAGGUGGCCAGCUUGGAAGGAGAGGGGCAGGCUGGGAGCUGGGGAGUAUUGUAGGAGAAUCACAGCAUACUGAACUAGAAGGGACUUGGAUAUCCAAUUACAGAUGAGGAAAUGAGGGUCAGGGAAGUUGUCACUUGUGUGUCCAGUGUUAUAGAAUUAGUCAAUGAAGAACUGAAACUAGACCCAGAACCGAUUCCAGCCCAGGGCUCUCUUUCUCCAAGGAUCGCAGAAAGAGAUAAAUGAAGUAAUGAAAUGACCCUUCCCUCCCAACCUGGUAGCUUCAAUUUAUUGAUAUUACUCUGUUCCAGGCACUAUUCUUAGCAUUUUACAUACACAAUCUCAUUUCGUCCUCACAGUGAGCCUAUGACAUAGACAUUAUUAUCCUCAUUUUUCAAUAAAGCGAAGUCUCUGUACAGGUUAAGUGACUUGCAAGAGGCAGGGGCAGAACCUAGGGCCGCGUGACUCCAAAGCUGCUUCUCUCACUAUAUUGCUCAACAAGGCCCCACAGGGUCAGACUAUAAGCUAUGGAACCUCCUGGGAAAACUGAGACCUGGUACAGAUCACACUUAGGGAAAUGAGCAGAGCCGGGAUCAUUGAUUCUAAGAUGCAUUUUUCUCUACUCUUCAUUGGGGUGUGUCUUACAAGCCAAUGGCUAUCACAGUUUAAUUGACAGCAUUGUUCUUUCUUUGUGGCACAUAAAAUAAUAGUAUCUUGCAUCUAUUCUGCCUAAGACUUAACAAAAUAUGGUAAGCUCAGGUACCAUUUUCCAAUCUUCUGUCUGCAAAGGGAAGAUGGAGGCCAAACUAGCUGAGAUCAGGGGAGGGGCAGAAAAGACCAAAGCCAAAGUCUGAGCUGAAACGAGGCCAGGGGAUUUAAGUAGAAGAGAAGGGCCAGUGUUGGUGAUGUGUGGGGCAGAAGGCCACCUGGCCCCAGCACUGUGCCUGGUGGAAGACAAGUGACCCUUCAGUGCUUACCGAGGUGAAUUCAGUUAAGCGUAAUUUGUUCUGGAGUUGCUGGAACAGCAGCCAGGGUGCUUGAGAAAGCUGGACAGACCAGUGCGGGCGGUGCCAGGUUUGGGAAUCAGCCCUCUGAUGAUGUAGUUGUCUGGUCUUUGUUCCUUUGGGGACUGUGGAAGAAAACCAGUCUUUUUGUAACCUGUAUUAUCUUUCACCCUUAUGCCUUCGCUUGAUAGUAAAUACAGCACUUUUUAUGUUCUGUGAUCUCUCUGCCUGUGCUGUAGGCCUGAGGGAGAUAAAAGAGAAUUAUAUUUCUUAAGACAGUCCCAGAGGAAGCAGAGAAACCCCCAGGGUAGUGGCAGUGCUGAUUUAAGGGACCUGGGGGUUAGGGACCACAGGGCAACAGAGAGUGAUUGCCAAGGCACUGAAAUGUCAGCUCCCGCGAAGAGGGACCUGGUCUGUUGUAUUCUCUGCUCCGUCUCCAGCUCCAAGAACAGUGCCUGGUACACACACGACACGCCUUAAUACCUGGUGUUCUACGCAGCCUCUCCAUCCGCCGCAACCCUCACCAAAAUGGCUGCUUUGGGACACACGUUCCCCUUCUAUGCUGGCCCCAAGCCGACUUUCCCAAUGGACACCACCUUGGCCGUCAUCAUCACCAUCUUUCUGACAGCACUGGUCACCUUCAUCAUCAUCCUGCCUGGCAUUCGGGGCAAGAUGAGGCUGUUCUGGCUGCUGAGGGUGGUGACCAGCUUAUUCAUCGGGGCUGUGAUCCUGGCUGUGAAUUUCAGUUCUGAGUGGUCUGUGGGCCAGGUCAGCACCAAUACGUCAUACAAGGCAUUCAGCUCUGAGCGGAUCAGUGCCAACAUUGGGCUACAGGUCGGGCUGGGAGGAGUCAACAUCACGCUCAGAGGGACCCCAGUACAGCAGCUGAAUGAAACCAUCAAUUACAACGAGGGAUUCACCUGGCGCCUGGGCGAGAACUAUGCUAAGGAGUAUUCAAAGGCACUGGAGAAGGGGGUGCCCGACCCUGUGCUCUACCUGGCUGAGAAGUUCACCCCGAGCAGCCCAUGUGGCCUGCACCACCAGUACCGCCUGGCAGGACACUACACAUCAGCCACGCUGUGGGUGGCAUUUCUCUGCUGGCUGCUGACCAAUGUGAUGGUGUCCAUGGCUGUGCUGGUCUAUGGUGGCCACAUGCUGCUGGCCACAGGCAUAUUCCAGCUGUUGGCACUGCUCUUCUUCUCCAUGGCCACUUCACUCACCCCACCCUGUCCCCUGCACCUGGGCACUGCCAUACUGCACACCCACCAUGGGCCUGCCUUCUGGAUCACAUUGGCCACAGGACUGCUGUGUGUGUUGCUGGGCCUGGCCAUGGCUGUGGCCCACAGGAUGCGGCCCCACAGGCUAAAGGCUUUCUUCAACCAGAGUGCAGAUGAGGAUCCAGUGCUGGAGUGGAGUCCUGAGGAAGGGGGACUCCUGAGCCCCCGCUACCGAUCCAUGGCUGAGAGUUCCAGGACCCAGGACAUCCCCCUGUCACGGGCUUCCUCUGAGGCGUGCUGUGAGGAGGAGCACUCUAAGGAGCCUGACUGUGCCCUAUGACAUUCUUCUGAUAGCCACCUGGACUUCUGACUGGGCUCCAGACCUCAUUACCCGCCCCCCAAAAAAGAUGAAACCCUUUGGCAUCCAGUUGAUUCUGACUCGUAGCAAGUCUAUAGGACAGGGUAGAACCGCCCCAUAGUUUCCAAGGAACGCCUGGUGGAUUCAAACUGCCAACCUCUUGCUUAGCAGCUGUAGCUCUUAACCACUACACCACCAGGUUUUCCUCUUUGGAGCCCCAGAAAAGCACCAGAGCCACCCACAAGUGGGUGUAUCAGGCACCCAGCUCCAAUCUGUAGGUGGGUAGAAAGAGGGGGCUUCAUGCACUGAUGCUAUAAAAGAAAAAAAGCCCCGAGGUGCUGUACAGACAUUCAGGAAGCACAUAACCCUGUUGCAUGGUCAGGACCAGGCAGGGAGCUGCCCAAGCUUCUUGCACACAGCAAGCCUACCUUUUCUUGAUGCUGUGCCUCUUUGAGUGCCCUUGACAUUCACUGAAGCCCAGCUUCACCCACAUAAGGUAUGUGUGUAGGGGGGUUACAGUGUGAUUUUCCUUUGGUCCUUCUCAUCCCUCUACACCCUGUUUCCCUUUUUCCUGGGCCUGUUUUGUUCUUCCUUUAUUUCUAUGCCUGGUGUGACCUCUAGGUGCAAUGAAAGACAGCACCGUGUCAAGAGACCUAACUUCUCCUCCCAGGUCAAACGUUAACCAGCUGUGCCACCUUCUCUCUGAGCUCACUUUCGGGAUUUGCCAAAUAAGAUUGUAACCCUUGCCAAGGAUCUAAAAAACUCCAGGAUUUACAUUUUUAUGCCUUGCUGACAUCUGCCUAGGCCCUUACACACCACCGCAAAAGGAGCCAAGUGUGAGGAGUUCCUGAAUAAACUUCAAAACUCAAUUCCUCCCCAGUCCGACCCUCAGCGGGGAGAGUGAGCGUCAGCUCCGGUCGUACCCCUAGGGUCCCCCACUAGAGGGCGCCCCGUCCCAGAGCAGUUCCUGGAUUACGCCGGAUUCUCCUAACCCAGAAAACCCUUUCCCUCCGGCUUUGCAGAAAGGCAAA
This is a messenger RNA of Loxodonta africana (African savanna elephant), 5721 nucleotides long. RefSeq names its product dual oxidase maturation factor 1 (gene DUOXA1). Gene Ontology annotation, cellular component: endoplasmic reticulum membrane. Bases 3644 to 4672 code for a protein of 342 amino acids. Lineage: Eukaryota; Metazoa; Chordata; Mammalia; Proboscidea; Elephantidae. The transcript is spliced from 6 exons. Gene Ontology annotation, biological process: protein transport. The record is from RefSeq and is a predicted model, not a curated record.